Suillus bovinus is the source of this 1404-nucleotide messenger RNA. RefSeq lists its product as uncharacterized. The transcript is spliced from 3 exons. NCBI's taxonomy places the organism in Eukaryota, Fungi, Basidiomycota, Agaricomycetes, Boletales, Suillaceae. The annotation marks the transcript as partial. The record is from RefSeq and is a predicted model, not a curated record.
AUGGCUCAGUAUUCAACAGUAAAUUGUCCUACCAAGUCAAUUGACCGACCUAGUCUGGAAUGUAUCAUCAAUCACAUAUUUCUUCCCCUCAAGUUGCCGCAAGGGAGUGACCAAUCCCUUGAGAACGACCUGGCCUUAUCCCAGGCAGUAUUCGAAGCUGCUAUCACCUUCAUUGACCUGCUGCCAUCCGAUAAGCUGCUGCUUUGGACGAGCACCUUGAGAAUGCUUCGCAAUCUCAAAGAUUCAAUCAGGUUCAGCAUGAUGUCUGCAAAAGAAGUCGAAUCUCAAAUCAAAGCUAUGAACACUGAAGAUGUCCUUGUAUAUUUCAUUCGCGCGCAAAACGCUGCGGUGGUCAUGAGAAAACUCGAAUCCGAGACCAUAUUCGAGUCAUUUGAGGUCUCUCCUGACCCUACCGCAGUGAUGGGCACAAAGGGAAAGCUGAUAUGCUCUUAUCCUGGACCUGCUAUCACAGUCCCAGAUAUGAACAUCAAUGACGCCACCUUUCCCGCCGAGCUGGCGAAUUUUCUCGUUCACAUGGAUCAAGAUAGAGAAACCACGCAUCCGCGAUAUAUCACGGAACUCCUGACCGGUAUACUGCGUGGCCUCGGGAGCAUCGCUGAUGUCCCUCGCAUCCGCAAGCGCAUUGGAGAUGAUGUGCUGUGGGACAGCGCCAAGUUGCCGUGGAGGCGGUCUCCACUUUGGCUUGUCAUUCGCGUUGCCUUACAGACGACUCUGGAGCGCAGUACUCUCGGACGGACAACGUAUAAAUCAUUCAUGCUGUUUUUCAUGGCGAGGCUCACAACCCUUGCCCUCGACCAUAACAUGUCGAAUGACAUCUUACACUUCAUAUCGGCAAAGAUCGCACGCCGUCUUUUCAAGCUCGGAUCCUCUGCUUCUCCAGAGUUAUCGCAGAUGGUCACCGUUGUUACCAAGGAUGUAAGGAGUGUCCUGGAGGAAAGAUGGGGGUCUGUCGAGAACGCACAACGGGCCUCGCCUCUUUGGGCUCCGGAGACCCUCCAAAUCUUGCAAGAUACCCAUCUUUCCUUGAACACGAGUCGACAGUACAUACGCCAAGCUUUGCAGAACCAGCAUUCAUCCCCUCAGACAACCUCAUUCAAUCCCAGCCACCACACGCGCGGGACAAUCAAUAAUUUCCUUGACACCAAAGCUAGCUUCCUGAUAGCUGCUCAUGCCGCGGAACCGUCUCUUGCCCUUGCAGACUUCGAGACUUCUAUUAGUUCGGGGAUUGACGACUGGGUGGCACGCAUUCCACUCCGGAGUAUCGAUUCCGCAUGCAUCUCGAUUGAGGCAUGCGCCUCUGCGUACUCCUCGAGAGCGCUUAAGGCUUAUAAAGGGAACCCGGAGAAUUUGUCUAUCAUGCUUCUCACCCUUUUUGAGCUCUGG